GACAGCGACGAUGAGUGGACCGUGUUACUGGAGGCGACGGAUCCAUCAGUGGCUCAGCUUAGCACUCCUUUUCUCCUUCUCAAGGAUCCCAACUUCAUGAACAGGGUGUAUCGUCGGCUGCGAGACUGCUGCCCCCCGGUAUCUCUGGAAGCCGUAUCGCGCUUGCGGCCGGCUCUCCGUGUGACGUGUAACCUCCUGUCCUCCGGCUGUGACCCGCAGCUGCUGUCCGACCUCUGUGCAGAACUGCAGAUGCCUCAUUUCCUUCUCCAGCUUAUAGAUCAGUCACUGGAAGCCAACCAACGGCAGUGCUCCUGGGCCGUCUCCUUCCUGUCUGAUCUUUUUGUGCUGCUGAAUUCCUAUUACUGUUUUUGGGGACUUCCGGAAUCUUCCAGAGAGCUGCAGGCGUGCUCCAGUGACUUCCUGCGGGUGCUGGAUGAGCUGCUGUGUAGUCCGGCAGGGACUGAAGAGGGACUGUUGGGGCAGAGCUUGCAGUGUUUGGUGACCCUGAGUGAUGGCACCAGCAGUGGUCGCCCAGAAAACUGUACUCCGCUCUGCCAGGGCCUCGUGUCCCUUCACCCCCGCGUCCUGGACAAGAUGAUGGCGAGAUGCCAGCCCGCAGAGGACAGCGCCAGCCGCUCAUCUUAUCUCUUUACUUGGGCCUUGGCUGCUCUAUGUGAUGUCCCUGCGUCAGCAGAGCAGCGACUACUCCGAAAGCAGGUCUCGCUUUAUGUCUCGGAGAAGCUGCUGCUGGACUCGGGCAGAACUCUUUCUCAUUUUCUCACUGGAUUGGGGCAAGAAUCCAGCAUCCUGAGCCACCUCAAGAUUUUAUAUGCCUGCUGUCAUGCCAGUUCAGAAGUGUGCCAGCACCUGGCGAAGGAUUCCUCUGCGCUGCACAAUAUCAUCAUCAUCUUCAGUGGGGAGGUCGAGCUGUGGGAUGCUUCACGGGUCCAGGCCGCAGAGCUGUCUCUGUUACUCACUUCUCUACUUGCCCUACGCCUGCAGUCUCUUCCGGAUGAGGUGCUGGCUUCAUCAGUGGCGCUGUGUCAUCUGCUCUCCUCGGACGUCCCGUCCCUCCUGGCUGCAGCCACCAUCCUUGCGGUUUCUCUUCAUGAUCGGGGUGAAGCCCUAACGCUGCCACGUGACGCCCUGCUGUCCGUGGUGCGGAGGUCUCUGUCACAGGAGCCUCGGAUGCUCUGCAGCCCGCCCGUGGGCUCCGGAUGGUACGAUUGGACAUUCCGCCUUCUUCUUCAGCAGCUGACCCAGGACCCCCAGCUUUUCCCUGCGGUGUCUGAUGAGGGCGCUGUGCUGUGGCAGAGUGUGUGCUUCCUGCUUCGAUUCUCCAGUUUAACAGCGCCGCUGGAAGGAGACACGCCCCGAGAGGACGAGUUCCAGAAGCCACAAUGGAGACUUCUCUCUGCACAAGGACUUGUGACGUUCCUGCACUUGGCUCUCAUCACCUCCGUUCAGGACCCCAACCAUUUUCUUGGUCUGAUUGGGAGACCUGGAAGUCUUGUAUUGCCUGCUUUAACCUGGCUGGUGCAUCCUGGAUUUCUACAUCAGGUGAUUGAUGUCUGCCAGGCUUCUGGUUGGGACGUUUCUUUGACUCUUUUGGACAUUGUCAAUCUUGUAUCUCAGCUCAUGUGUGUUCCUCUGUCUCUGGAUGUCUCUACUGACGCCAUAACUGGGAUUCUGAGAAGGCUGAGACAAGAAGAAGUGGUUGCUUCUAUCCUUCAGGUGUGUCCAUUGCUCCCAGAAGGUCAGGUGGAGACACCGCUUUGUCUUCUUAGCCGACUUGUCCUCAUGGAGGACGAGUUGUUGGCACAGUGCUGCUCGAAGAUGACUUCUUCAGAGGAUGUGGUGUCGUGGAUGAGACUAGCUGUGUGGUCUGACUCUGACUGUGUGAUCAUUGAGCUCUUGACUCUAUUCAGUCAUUUAAUUCGAGCGUCUCCCACAAACUCCUCGCUGGUUCAGAGAGUUGUAGGAGACUGGGACCAGCUGCUCUGCCAGCACCUUCAGACUGCGAACGCAGAGCUGAGAGCAGCUGCCUGUUCUUUGGCUGGAAACCUCUCACGUCUUGGAGAAUCCCUUUCAGCUGCGCUGGUGGAAAACCUUGUACACUGUCUGUCCGAUCCAGAUAACCGAGUGAGAAGAUCGUCCGCGUUCGCUGUGGGCAAUUGUGCUUUCCAUAAGUCCUAUACUGGAGACAGUGGAUCCUGGGUCUCAGUCGCAGCAUCUCAGUUACUGAUGUUAUUACGGGACCCACAAGCAAAGAUUCGAGUCCAUGCAGCCACGGCACUUGGAAACCUGGGGGCAUUGUUCUGUGAUGGAGCAGAGCUUCCUGCCCUUGUGAUGAAGGUGCCGCAGUCACUGCUUCAGGCAGCUUGUACGGACCAAGAAGAGCCAGUGCGGUUGGCAUCUGUCAUCGCACUUCGCAGCCUCAGUGGCAUUUCUAACAUCUGCCAGCAGCUCUGCGCUCUGAAUGCGGGUACGAAACUGUCGGCAUCUUUGACUAGUGACAAGCGGUUGUCACCCAGGGCUCCCUCCCUCGCUCACCACUGUCAUAGACUGCUCCAGCAACUGGCCUCAGAACCACCCGUGACAGCUGGACCCGCCUCGCCAAAGGAAACUCCAAAAAUAUGUCCCUGAAUAGACUGAGCCACCGUUCCUCCACCCUGGGGGUAGAUGCGAUGAUCAGGAAAUGAAGUCUAUUAUCAGGGGACUUACAUGUAUAUAAUGUGUGUAUAUAAUAAAUGCAGUGCAACACAA
Messenger RNA from Bufo gargarizans (Asiatic toad), 2766 nucleotides. RefSeq names its product serine/threonine kinase 36 (gene STK36). Gene Ontology annotation, molecular function: protein binding. The record is from RefSeq and is a predicted model, not a curated record. The transcript is spliced from 17 exons. The annotation marks the transcript as partial. Gene Ontology annotation, cellular component: cytoplasm. NCBI's taxonomy places the organism in Eukaryota, Metazoa, Chordata, Amphibia, Anura, Bufonidae.